AUGACCAUGCUGGGCUCAAGAAGUUUGUUGUCGUUGUCCCUCUUGCGCUCCUGUUUGCAGACCUUGAGGAUGUCUAGCAUGUUUCGCGCCGCGCUCAUGCUGGGAGCAGCAGCCGCCACAAAUGCAACCCAUCCGGUGACGAUCACGAACUGCGGUGUGCAAAACACCAUAGCCACUGCGCCAUCUCGCAUCAUCACCUUGAAUCAGGGAGCAACAGAGCUCUUGCUUGGCAUGGGACUUGCAAGCAGCAUGGUGGGCACCGCCUACCUUGAUGAUUCUAUGUGGCCACGGUAUGCAGCCGCGUACUCCCAGAUCCCAGUCCUGUCUUCUGGCUACCCCAACGAGACCCACCUCAUGUCUUAUAACCCAGACUUCCUCGUGGCUUCAUACAACUCGGCAUUCCGCGCCCAAUACACUCGUUCGAACGGGCGGGUGUCGGGCAUCUUCACUGAUGCGACUGUCGGGCCAUGUGCCGGGUUCGGCUCUGACUGGGGUCAGGACUGGACUACCUGCCGCCCCCAGUUGCACGCAGCUGGCAUUGGCACUUACGUCUUCGAGGACAGCUGUGAAGACACCUCCUUGCGCCCGGCCACGGUCACGGAAGACAUCGUCUACGACGAGAUGCGGACGCUGGGAUCAGUGUUUGGCGUCGACGUCGAGCCCAUGAUCACCGACAUGAAGGCAGACUUUGAUCAAGCUGCGGCCCUGGUGUCUUCGGGGAUGCACGGGUCGCCAUUGAAGAGCGUAUGGCUGGACUGCACCGACUGCUGCGACACGGAGCCGGGUGAGGAGGAGCAGGUUUUCGUGGGUGGUGGCGCUGGAGCACCCAACCUGCUGAUGCAGGAGGGCGGCCUCAGCAACGUUUUUGCUGACCGCGCCGGCAACUGGGCCUGCGUCAACGUGAGUGACAUCAUCGCCGCGGCGCCGGAUGUCAUCGUCGUGGUCGAUGCUUCGUGGGACAGUGCCAUCGACAAGAUCAAGUGGAUGUACAACGAUGCAGAGUUCUGCAAGCUCGAGGUCCUCAGGGCAGCUCGCUUCGUGUCCAUUCCCUUCAGCGCCAGCACCUUGGGCCCUCGCAAUGGUCCAGCAGCCCUCGAUCUGGCCAUGGCAGCCUUACACGUCCGCACCGGCUCACAAACGGCCACGCAGGAGUCUGGGGUGGGGUCCUUCAGCCCUUUCUUCCUCCAAGCUCAGACCUCCUGUCAGCUCUGCCCAUUGAGCGUGGCCCACGUGAUCUACGACGACACCUCCGGCACCACCUACGACCCUCUGUGCACGACCACCACGACAACCACCACUACCACAACCAACAUGCCCAACAACGAGGUUUCUCAGGCCGGCCUGGCCUGCCUUUCGAGUUUUGUUGCCGCCCUUGGGGCGCUGCCCUUGUUUGCAUGA
Symbiodinium natans is the source of this 1398-nucleotide messenger RNA. The record is from the annotation of a GenBank genome assembly. NCBI's taxonomy places the organism in Eukaryota, Dinophyceae, Suessiales, Symbiodiniaceae.